UAAAAUAAAACAAAAAAAAAAGACAAUGUACAAUGAGUUACAGUGGAAAUAUGCCAGAUUGGCAUCAAUAUAAUCCACCAUCAUCACUCCAGUCAGGACGAGUUGGUGGACCAACUGUAUCAUCAUCAUCACAAAAUGUCAAUUCAAGUCAUCAUCAACAACAUCACCACCAUCAUCAUCACUUACUGUCAAGUAGUAUAAGUCCACCAACUGGAACAUUGCUUGAUCGUAAUACUUUGACAAAACAUCCAAAAAAUAAUGAUGUACAUUAUUCAACAAGAAAUUAUCCUGGACAAUCUGGAUUGCCUUUAUCAUUGACAUCAUUGUCAACAGCAACAAGUACUUUAAAUACAAAUAUUACAACAACUUGUUCUCAACCUUUAUCAAAUUGUAUGAGUCAUCAUUAUGGUGGUACAUCAUCAUCAACAUCAUCAUCAUCAUCAUCGACAAUUGAUCCACGUUUAAUAUCUGUUGGUCUUAAUGAUAAUAACAAUAAUGAUUUACCAGGACAAUUAUCAUUACCACCACCACCGCCCCUACCACCAUUACCACCACCACCAACAAAUAAAAAUAAUCAACCAUCAAAUUAUACAUCAAAUUCAACAAUUAUAAAUGGACAAAAUGAAACAAUUUCAUCUGGACGUGUUGGUGGUGGUGGUGUUAGUGCUGGUGGUAAUGUUGUAUGCAAAGCUCCAUGCUGUAAUCAUGAUAUUAAUAAUAUUAUUCCCUAUCAACAUUGGGGAGAUAAAUAUAGUCAAUAUAAUCACCAAGCAAAUGCUAUAUCAUUUCGUGAACCACCAUUAUUAAAAACAUCAAGUCAACAUUCAAAUGAAAGUCGUCGUUAUAUUACAAGUGCUACAGAUUUUAGAAAAGAAUGUCUUGAAAAAGAUUUAGUACAACCAUUACCAUUAUCAUUAUCAUUACCACUACCACUACCAAUGCCAUUACCAAUGCCAUUACCAUUGCCACCAUCUCAUUUACAUCCACAUAUUCAUCCUCUUAUUCCUCUGCCAUCUUCAUCGUCAUCUACAUCAUCAUCUCCAUCUUCUUCAUCACCAUUAUCAACAUCAAUAUCAUCAAAUUUAACACCAGCAACAACGAUAACAUCAUCAGCAUCUUCUUCUUCUUCCUCUGCUUCAGCUGAUCUUUAUCGUCGUCAACUAAAUAGUAAUCAUCAUCACCAACAACAGCAACAACAACAUCAACAUCAAGAUUAUAAUAAAUAUCGUAAAGAUGUUGCAUCAAAAAAUUAUCCAACACAAAGUUUAUUACCAAAUUAUCCAAUGCAAAAUUAUAAUUAUCCAUUAGAUUAUCAAAAAUCUCCGUAUACAGUGAAUAAAGAUUAUUUUAAACGUGCUAAUCCAACAACAAUAACAACGACAACAACAACGACAACAGCAGCAGCAAUAACAACAACAACAAAUUCAACAAAUGGUUCAAUAAUGUUACAUGGUAAUAAUAAUCAAAAUACACAACAACAACAACAACAAAUUAAUAUUGAACAACAAAAAUAUAAUACAAAACAAUUAGGUCAAAGUUCAAAUUCAACGUCUUCAUUAAAUUUACAAAAUUCUUAUUAUAAUUCUCAAUUAUCAGCAAAAAAUACUGGCUGUUUAUCAGCAAGAGACUAUCAAGAAUCACAAUUACCACCAACACAAAUACAAAAUCAGCCUGCAAGACCUCUGCCAGUACAACCAGUAGCAUCAUCAUCAAUUCAUGGAUCGUAUCAAAAAUAUCAUGCAUAUCAACAAAAAAUUGCAAUGCACAGAUAUUCAAUUGAAAAUCAUUUACGAGCCAUGAUGCGAACACCUGGUUAUCAAUCACAUCCAAAAUAUCAUGAGUACGUUAUGCGACAUAGAGAACUUGUUAGAUUACAACAAAAUAUUGAUUAUCAAAAUGUACUUCAAGAAACAACAAAAAUACCAUCAACAAGUCCAAGUACAAUUAAUACAGCUAUUACAGCAAGUACAACUGGUACAACUGGUACAAGUAGUACAAUAACAACUUCUACUUCUACUGCUACUGCUACUACACCAUCAUCAACGACAUCAUUACCUCCAAUUAAUUUACAAUUUGAUCACAAUGGUAUUUUAAUAAAUCCACCUUAUCAACAUCAUCUACAACAACAACACCACCAACAACAACAACAACAGCAACAACAUCAACAACAACACCACCACCAACAACAACAGCAACAACAACAACAACAACAACAACAGCAACAACAACACCAGCAACAACAUCAUCAUCAUCAUCAUCAUCAAAUACCAGGACACAUUUAUUCUGGCAAUAAUAAUAAUAAUAUUUUAUCAAGUGGUAAUUGUAGUAGUAAUAGUGAUUUGUUGGCAUUUAAUAAUCGUGAAACAGAUAGUCAAAUGAAUAUUCAAAAUAAAAAUUCAAUACAUCCAAAUUUUAUAAAACAUCAACAACAAUAUUAUCAAAACCAUCUUCAACAUCAAAUACAACAACAACAACAACAGCAUAAUAAUAAUAAUAAUCAACAAGAACAGACUUUAAAUCUUUCAAGACAUCCUGAUAGUAUUCAUCACAAUAUGAUGCAACGACAAAUCUCACAUAAUUAUCAAAUACCAACUGAUAAUGAAAGAGAUAUAAAUUAUGAUAAUCAUAUUGUUGAUGUCGAUGGUGUUGUUGAUACGUCAUCAGUUAUUACAAAUACUAGUCAAUCAAUUAUGGAUAUUAAUAAUUCACGUGAGUUUGCUAAUAAACCGGAACUUGAUGUUCGUCAAUUUUUGGCCAAUUGGGAUGAAACUGAAGAUGAAGAAGCUGCAGCAGCAGCCGCAGCAAUAGCAGCAGCAGCAGCAGCAAGAACCACAAUUAAUAACUUGGUAACAACUGCAGAAAUAACAACAGCAACAACAACAACGACAAUGACAAAAGCAACAGAAGCAACAGAAGCAUCAUCACCAAAGUCAUUUGAUAAAGUAAUUAAUGGGACCAACGUUAUUCAGUCAUCUGAAAUAUUAAAUAAUCAUUUGAAUUUAAUUGAAAAUUUAUCAGUUGUUGAUAAUCAAUUGAGUGCAUGUAAUAAUGCAGCAUCACAGUCAAUUGUCAUUGAAUUGGAAAAUAAUAACAAUAAUAACAAUAACAAUAAUAAUAGUAUUAAUAAUAAUAUUAAUAAUGAAUUAAAUACCAAAGUAGCAACAAGUGAUAUACAAAGUGAUACAUCAAGUACAAUUCAAGUUAAUAUUCCUAAAAAUUAUAAUAUAACUGGACUUGAAACAAUUGAAGAAUUGGCAUGUAGCGGAACAAUUGUUCAAUGUAUACAAAAUGAUACUGAUAACAUUCCAACAAUUCAUAUAGUUGAUCAUUUACCAGAUGAAUCAGAACUUGCAACAAUACAAACAGUUUAUGGAGCUGUAACGUCAUUAAGCAUUGAACAAAUUCAAACUUCAUCAACAACACCAAUUGAAAUAAUAAAUAAUAAUAAUAAUGAUAAUAAUAAUAAUAAUAAUUUGAUUCAACAAAAUGACAAUUGCUCCAAGACAAUCACAGCAUUAUUCAAUCAAAAUACUAGUCAAACAGUUUCUUUAAAUGAUACAAAUUGUAUAGAAAAAUCAGGCAACAAUAAUGAUAAUAAUAAUAGUAAUAAUAACAACAACAACAACAACAACAGUAAUAAUGUUAAUGUUGAACAUGUUGGUACUUUAUCAAUUGAUGCAGAUAAAAAAUUAUCAAAUAAUAAUAAUAAAGUUCGAGAUAAUGAUGAUCAUAAUAAUGUGAGAAAAGAAUUAAAUCAAUUAAAUAACAAUAGUGGUGGUGGUGGUGGUGGUGGUGGUAACAUCAUACUCAAUAACAACAGCAACAACAGCAGUAGUGAGAGUAGUAGCAGUAGUAGUAAUAGUAGUGGUAGUAGCGGUAAUAGUAAUAGUAGUGUCAGUAAUAAUAGUAACAAUAAUAAUAGAAUUGAUGGUGAUGGUGGUGGUGGUGGUAAUAAUAGCAGUGAAACAAGUAGAAAUAAAAAUUAUCAAAAUUUAAAAAAACAACACAGUUUUACAAAUAAUCCAGAUGAGCUGAGCCUUCCUGAUUUGCCAAUAUCUGAAUGUACACCAAUAUCAACAACUUUAAAUACACCAAUACAUUCAGAUAAUGAAGAAUCAUCUGGUAAUAAUAACAACAAUAAUAUUAUUAAUAAAAAAAAUAAUAAUAAUGUAACUAAUAUUGAAAUAUCAACAAAUCCAAUUGAAGCUAUUAAAAAUGCUCCAAUUAUUAGUUUUACUCAUUCACCAAUUAAAAUUGAUAAUUAUGGUAGUAUAAAUCAUGAACAACUUGUAGAAAAACGUCCAGAUGAUUCUCUUGAUUUUGAUUUUAACAGAGAUACAUGUAAAAAUUCAAAUACUUUAAUUGAAAAUUUUCAAAUUGCUCAACAACAACAACAACAACAGUCUAGUUGCAAUAAUAAUAAUAAUAAUAAUAAUAAUAAUAAUAAUAAUAAAGAAUCAUCUUUAUUAAAUAUUAUAAAUAAAAAAAAAAUAAAUACAACUACAACAACAACUACAACAUCAGUAGCAGCUACAUCAUCUACUGCAAUUAUUAGUAGUCCAACUGUUGUUGCAGCAUCAACACUUGACGACAAAUCUCUUGGACAAUCCAGCAAUGAUUUAUUUUUUUCAUCAUCUGAUCCACUUGUUGGUAUGACCACUCCAUCAAAAUCAUCAGAUAAUAAUAACAAUAAUAAUAAUAAAUUAUUAGAUACUACAAACACUGGUGGAAUGAAUGUUGAUGAUACAUAUGAAACAUCUGAUGAACUUGAUAAACUUUGUAAUAUUUCAUUGGAUAGUAAUUGUAUUAUGCAACUUUUACCAGAUGAUUAUCAAGGAACACGACUUUCUGCGUCUUGCUCUUCAUCUUUAUUAUCUUGUAAAUUAACAACACCAACAACAACGUUUAAUAAUAAUGAUAACACAUUAAAUAACAAAACAAAUACUGAUGAGAUUGUUGCAGAAGAAAGAGAAAAAGAAAAAGAAAAAGUUGUAGAUGAGGAUGAAGAUGAUGAUGAUGAUGAUGAUGAUGAUUGGAUUGAAGUAAAGUCAACAGAUGGUAAUGUUAAUGAGUCUAAUAAAAGUGUUAAUCAAUUGACAAAUUCACAAGAUGCCAUGGAUCUAACAAAACGUGUUGAAUGUUGUGAUGAUAAAAAUACUACUGCUGAUGAUAACAAUAAAAGUAAAGAACGAAAAAUCAUUGAAUCUUCAAAUACAGAUAAAAAAAAUAAGAAAAAUUUUCAUUCAAUAUUUGAUACUGCUUCAGAAGAUUCACACAGUACAGAAUUUGAAGAUAAUAAUAAUAAAAAUCGUUUGUUAUUACUUGAAAAAUAUCAAAAAAAUAAAUUAAAUAUAAAUACUGUUGUUAAUGAAAAUAAAAAUAAUAAUAAUCUACCUUUUAUUGAUGAUAAUGAAGAAAAAUCAUCAUCAGUAAUAAACAUAAAUAAAAAUAUUGUCAAUGAUUUGAAAGUUGUUAAUAAUAGUAACAAUAGUCGAACACAUAAAACUACUGAUGUCCAAAUUCAUCUUUCAAAUAUCAAUGGUAAUGAUAAUUUAAAUAAUGAUGAAAUAAAUGAUAACAGAGGUGCUAUUGAAAUAAAAAUAAAUCUUUCACGAAUUGAAGAUAAAAAUCAUCGAAUCAACAAUAAACAAGAAAAAAGCGUUGUUGAUAAUUUUGAAAUUGUUAAAAAACAUUGGUUAUUUCAAUCUGAAAUUGAUUCUUAUUUACCGGAAAAUAUAUUUAAACGUAGAAGAAUAUCAAUGCCAUGUGAUUUAGAAGCUAAAAGACCAAAAAAAUUACAUCACAAUGUAAUAUCUAAAAGAAGAAAAAGUGGCUGUCAUGAUUAUCGUAGUUAUCAUAAAAAAAGUUUUAAAAAUAAACCAAUUAUUGAAAAUUCCAAGGAAAAAGAAUAUAAUAAUAAAAAUCAAGAUGACGAUGAUGAUGAUGAUGAUAGAAAAAAAAAGGAAACAAAUGAUGAUAAAAAAUCAACUGCUGAAAUGAUUCAUCAAGAAAAAACAACAGCUGAUAAUAAUGAUACAACAAUAGAGAAAAAUUUACAAUCAAAUCAAUUGAAUUUAUGUGAAGAAACAAAAUCAUCAUUUUUAAUAAAUUCAAUAGAAUUUGAAACAUCAAAUAAUUAUGAUUUUGAAGAAGUAGCACCAAUUGAAAAUAGUAAUGAUGCAACUGGAUUAUUAUCACAAUCAAAUUACGAUGAUGAUGAUGAAUUGAGUAUGGCAUCAAAACUUGAAAGAGGUUUACGAGUUGGAAGACUUGAAGAUUUUGAAAAAUAUCGUAAUCCUUCUGCUACACAAGAUGGUGAUGAUGAUGAUGAUAAUAAUAAUAACAAUAAUAGUAAUAAUAAAAUAAAUAUAAAUUCAGUACCAAUAUAUACAACUAAAGAUGGUGCAAUAACAUAUUGUCCAAAUCCAAAAUAUACAUAUCGUGUACUUAUUAUGGAAGCUAAAAAACAUCGUCACCAUAAUCAUCGUCAUCGUCGUCAUCACCAUCACCAUCAUCAUCAUCGUCAUCAUCAUCAUCAUGGUGUUAAUUUAUCAUCUUUAUCAUCAAGAGAUUACAACUUUAUUAAACACUCAACAAAAUACUAUAAACAUAAAAAAUUUUAUAAAAGACAUAAUUCAUCAACAUCAAUAUCGUCAUCAUCAACAACGACUUCAUCAUCGUCCACAGCGUCGUCAUCUUCAUCACCGUCGUCAACGUCUUCAUCACCAUUAUUAUUUAAUGAUAAAAAAGACAAUGAACAACAAUUUAAAUCCACUGAAUCAAAUAAUAAAAAACAUUCAAAAUCAAAACGAUCAGCUAAUACUGAUGAGUCUUCUAAACAUCAUCAUCGGCAUAAAUAUUUGUUGAAGAAUAAUAAUAAUAGUAGUAGCAACAAUAAAGGGAAAAAUUCAAAACAUCAUUAUGACACUGUUGAAAAGAGUAAUAUUAAUUCAAAAGAUACAUUGUUUAAAAAUAAAACUGAUAAUCAUCAUAAAAGUAAAAAAAAUCAUGUCGAUGAUGACGAUGAUGAUGGAGCUCAAUUAAAUACAAGUGAGAAAACAAUUGACGAUAGCUCUAAAGCUUUCAAUAAUAAUCAAGAAGACUUGAUGAAAUUUACAUCAGAAAAUAAUGAAAAAUCAAUAAAUAACAAUAAUAAUAAUAAUAAUAAUGAUCUUGGAUUGUUGAAUGAUCGAGAAUCAACAAUUGAUUCAAUAAAUCCUGUUAUAAAUAAUAAUAAUAAUAAUAAUAAUGAUAAUAAUAACUAUAUUAUUAAUGAUAAAAAUAUAAUAACAAUGAAACCACCAUCAGUGAUAUUUGAUACUGAACAAGAGUCACAAGCAUUAACUGACAGUGGUCUUGAAUCCUCGACAACUUAUACUGGUGUUGGUGAGACAAUCAGAGAUUCAAAAAAUUGCAAAAUGUGGACAAAAAAUUGGGAUAAUAAAAAUAUUAAUAAUAAAAAAAUUGAUGUAAUGAUUUUGAAAAAUGAGAAACAAAAAGGUGAUUCGUUAAUUACAGUUGGUGUUGAUAUUCAACCUGAUUCUUGUCAAAUAAACGACAGACCAACAACACCAACAAUAACAACAACAACAACAACAACAGCAUUGCCAAAUGAAGAAAUUAAAUCUUUAAAUAAUAAUGAUAAUGAUAAAGAGCAUUUAUUUUUAUCAAAAGAUAAUAUUGAAAAAGCAAAAACCAUUGAUAGUCAUCCAUUGAAAAGUUUAGAUUUGGCUUUUCCAAAUAAAUGUAAAAAAGCAUCAUCAAAAAAUACCAACAACGAGAAUAAUAUUCAUGGUGAGCCAGUUGCUUUGCCAUUGCUACCUACGUCUUUGUCAUCAUCAUCAUCAUGCUCUUCGUCGUCAUCGUCAUCAUCAUCUUCAUCUUCGUCGUCGUCAUCAUCAGGUGAUGAAUUAUCCAAGCAAGAUGAUUUAAUUUUAUCUCCUACUAUAAACAAGGAAGAUGUUUUUGAAAAUGACAACAAAAGUGCUCCAAAUAUUAUUGAUGAAAUAAAAAAUACAAAUGAUCUAUCGACGGACUUACCAACAGCAACAAUAGCAGCAGCAGCAACAACAACAACAGCAACAACUGGCAGUAUAGAUAAAGCUGUUAAUUUAUUACAUAAUUUUGAAAAACCUAAUGUGUUAGAAAACACUAGCUUUGAGUCUUCAAAACAAAAUACAACAUCUUUAAUUAUGGAAGAGACAAAUGAACGACAACAAAGUUCAAUUGAACCUGAAGUAUCUCAAUGUCAUAAUGACAUUAGUUUGACACAUGAUGAAAAAGAAUAUAAUAGUCAAUUAAAAAAUGAUGAUACAAUGACGACACGUUGUGAUGAUGAUGAUAAUAAUAAUAAUAAUACAAGAGUAGUCAAUUUUUUAUCAUCAUCAUCAUCUAGUCAAGAAGCAAUUGAUGGAAUUGAUAUACAGCAAGUUACAAAUAAUAAUAAUAACAAUAAUAAUACACUAUCAAGUACAUGUGGACAUGGUUAUUAUCAUCAUCAGGAUCAAUCAACAUCCCAAGUUACAACAAAUAUAAAAUAUCAACAAAAGCAAGAUGUUAUUUUGCCAUUUUCAGGACGAAUAUCAAGUGAAAGUGAAGAUGAUUCAAAUGCUCAAGAUGGCUCACCAAUUGGAGAUAAUCAUAAUGAUGUUAUUGAUGAUGAAAGAAACAUUAACAACAACAAUAACAACAAAAAUUCUAGUAAUAAUAAUAAUAAUAGCAACAAAAAUAAUAAAAAUACAGAAAAAGUUUUAAAUUUUUCUGGUAGAAUUUCAAGUCCUGAAAAGCAUAUUGUUGAUAAUGGACCAUGUGAUUAUAUACCACUUGAUAAACAAUCGAUGAAUGAUAUUUAUAAUUUAAAUGAUAACAGAGAAAUAAUUAAAUUAAAAGAGAAAAAAAAUAACUUGUCUUUUUUUGGAUGUAUUAAAAAUGAUUGUGCUCCGACGAGUAUCAUUGAUAAAAGCCAAACUAUACCAAAAUUUAUAAUUAAAAAAUCUGAUUGUUGUUCUUCAUUGUCAUCAACAUUUAAGAGUCAAACGAGCAACGAUAGUAAAUUGUCCUCGUCAUUUAUACCAAAAAUACCAAAAAUGAUAAUUCGUAAUGUUAGAUCACGAUCAAGUACUCCAUCAAUUGAAGAAAAUGCUGUUGAAUUAUCAUUACCAAAAACAAAAACAAAAAUUAUUAUUAAUGAUGAUUAUAAUAAUAGUAAUCGUGAUGAUGUUUUUAGUGAUAGUCCUACAACAACAACAACUACUGUUGCUCCUAUUUUUAUUGAUGCUGCUAGGGGUGAUAAGGAGUUUAGAGUUGAUGAAAAAAGACAAUCAUUUAGCAAUAAUAAUGAUGCUGAUGAUGAUGGUAAUGCAAUUAAAAAGUCAAUUGGUAUUAUUGAAUGUAAAAUACCAAAAAUAAAAAUAAAAUUUGAAGAUAAAAAUUCAAAAAUGAUACUUGAAAAUCCAAGUGUAAUGGAAUUAUCAAAAAAAAAUAAUAAUGAUGAUGAUGAUGAUGAUGAUUCAAAGUCAUUUAAAAAUGUUCCUAAAUUUAAAAUUCGUAAAAUAAAAAAUUUAUUGCCAUUAAAAGAUGAAAAAUUGGAAAAUAUUGAUAAUAAUAAUGCUUUAAUAUUACCAAAUAUUCAACAACAUCAACAUCAACAAAAAGAAGAAGAAGAUGAAGAAAAAAAACAACAAGAUAUGAAAAUACGAAAAUCAAAAUUUAAAAAAAUUGAAACUCUUGUGUCUGAAUGUUUAAGUGGAACUUCAACAUUGCCUUUAUCAGAAUUAAAGAAAAAACGUCCAAAAAGUCCGAUAGUUAAUGAAAGUUUCAAUAAAAAGUCUAAAAAAAAAAGAGAUGCAUAUUAUUUUGAUGAUGAAGAUAUUAAAAUGACAACGAUAAUUGAUGAGAGUAAUACAAAUUCAACAAUGUCGGAAAAAAUACCAAAGGUUAUAAUAAAACGUACAUCACCAAGUGCCGAAUUUAAAUGUGAAUUAAGCAAAGAUGGAGGUGAUUCAAUAACGAAAAAUUUUAAAUGGCAACCAGAAGUUAAAUUGGAAAGAUUUCAAGUGCUAGAUACAAUUGCAAAAGAAUCUGGUAGAAUUAAAUUGCCAUUAAAAUUAUUAAAACAAGUUGAGAAAAAAUGUCAAUCAACAAGUGGCAUAAGAAAAUGGCGAACAACAUCAGAUCCAGUUGAUAAACAAGAUUUAUUUUCUAACAAUAAUAAUGAUAAUAAUGAUAAUCAUACAACACCAUCAUCAUCAUCAUCAACAUCAUUAUUAUUUAAUAUGAAAUUUAAAAAAAGACGUAAUUCAGAGCCUGAAAAUAUGAAUAUACAAAAAAUAAAAAAUAUUGAUAGACAAAAUGAUGAUUCAGAUGAUGAUUAUUUUUUAAAUUUAUCAAGAAAAAAUUUACAAAUGCAACGUGAUGCAAAUUUGAUAAUAAAAAAAGAAAAAGAAGAAAAAGAAUAUAAAAAAAAAACUACUUGUUUAUCUAUUGUUAAUGAUGAUCAUGAUGUAAAUAAAAAUAAAAAUAAUCAAUCAUUGAUUAUUGAAAAUACAUGUAAUGAUAAUGCAAUUGAUCCAAAAAGUCUUGAAGAAGUUGUUAAUUCAGUUAUAAAACUUGAAUCUUCUGAUGAAAGCCAAACGACUAUUGAAAUAUUACCAGCAUCACCAGUUAAUAUAUCAUCAGAAGUACCAGUUGUACCAGUUGUACCAAUAACACCAAUAACACCAAUAAUACCAACAUCAUCACCAUCAUCAUCAAUAAAAGAUCAACAAAACAUUUUAUUUAAUGGUAAUUUAGGACAAAUUUAUACUGAAAAUGCAAUACCAACACAAUUUGAACUUGAACUUGAAGUUGUUGAUAAUAGUGACUUGAAUUUAUUGGAAAAAUCAAUACCACUAUCUCAUCAUGAUGAUAAUAACAAUAAUAAUAUUAAUGAAAUAAAAUAUAUAUCAUCAUCAUCUGAUUUAUUGGCAAAAGAGGUAUUAGCUGCUAAAGAAACAUUAAAAAAAUGUCUAUCAAAGACAAAAAGUACAAAUAAUAAUAAUGAUAAUAAUAAACAACUUGUUAUUAGUGGUGGUGGUGGUGGUAGUGGUAGUAGCAGUAGUAGUAAAAGUAAAAGUAAACAUAAAAGUAAAAGUAAAAGUCACAGUAGUAGAACUAGUAGUAGCAGCAGCAGCAAAACAAAAACAUCUGCUGAAAAAAAACAAGAUCCAGUUGUAUUUAAUAAAUCAACUGAUUGUAAAAAAAUAGCUGAAAAUAAUAAAUCUCAUGUUGUCUUCCAAGAUAAUAGUGGUGCACGUACAAAUGUUUAUAAUAAAAAUAUGAAAAAACAUAAUAAUAAUAAUAAUACAGUUGCUGAUGGUUCUUCUUUAAAUGUAUUGAAGAAUAAUUUAUUGUCAUCAGUAACAGCAGCAUCAUUAUCUACUUGUUCUUCUUCAUCGUCUUCAUUUUCUUUAUCGUCAUUAUCAUCAACAACGUCAACUUCAACCUCAACCUCAACCUCAACAUCAUCAUUACCAAAAAUAAAAAAUAAAAAACGAUUAAAUGAAUCUAAAAAUCAUCAAAAAAAUACUCUAGAUUUUGAAGUAAAAAAUAAAAAAUAUAAACAUGAUAAUAAUGAUAAAUUAUUGAGGCCAAUUAAUAAUGAUGAUGAGGAUGAUGAUGAUGAUAAUAGUAGAACAAAUAAAUCAAAUGAAUUUAUGCCAAUAUUGGAACCUGAGGGUGUUGCUGAUGUUGAAAUGAGAGAAUCUUCAAGAUCUCCACCUGUUAUAACAAAACAAGAUAGUAGAGAAACUACUGAUAAUAAUUCUUUAAGUUUAAAAGACAUUGAUGAUAAAAUUAUUGAAUCAAUGACAUUUGCUGAUGUUGUUGCAAAAUUGGCAUAUCAUGAAAAGGCAACCAUUAAACAUCGACGAUAUUGUAUUCUUUGUGAAAGAUGGUUUCCAACAGCAGCAAGACAUCGAAGACAUUUAACUGGUUAUCAACACAGACAUACUGAACUAACUCAACGUAGAACAGUUCAUGCACUUUUCAUGUUAUUUACUGGUAAACCUUGUCCACGUUUAUUACCAGCAAAUAUAACAAGAACUGAUUGUGUACCUGGUGAACCAACUCCACUACAAAUUGCUGUUCAAGAUGUUGCAACGAGUCUUGAAAGUGGAAAAAAAUAACAAGACUAAACUCAAUAAUAAUGCUAAAUAUUAUCAAAUAUAAAUGGAAAAAAAAAGUGAGUAAUAAUAAUAAUAAUAGUAAUUAGCCAAAGAUAUUACAAAAAGAAGAAAAUAUACUUACAUGAUGUAUACAAUUUAUAAAAUGGGAAUACAGGUUUUAUUUUAAAUGUAUGUAAAUAUUAUUAAAUUUAUCUCAAUCAUAAUAAUUUAAAUUAUUUAAUGCUGUGGUUUCUAUGGAGACUCACAAUUUAAAUACUAUUAUUAUUAUUAUUAUUGUUAUUAAAACAAGAUUAAUAUUUCAUGUUCGAUACACAUAUUAUUGUUAUUAUAUUAUUAAAAAAGUUACAACUAAAGAGUGCCUUGAUAUAAUAGUUAAACAGUAUUUUUACAAUCACUAGCAUUCUUAAAAGAAAACAAUUUUAAUGAAACAAAAAACCCGUCCUAAGCAGUAUAUAAUAUUAUUAACUGCAAGAAAUAAUGAAUCUCUUUUCAAGAGAAUGAGAAAAAUAAAAUGAUGUAUACAUUAUGUCAAUAUGAAAAUAAUAAUUAAUAUUUUAAUGAUAAAAAGGGGAGUAAAAUUUGUGAAAAAUUAUUAUUUUAAAAACGAAAAAAAAAGACAUUGGUAUAGUCUGGAUAAAUUAAUCAUGCUGUAAAUAAUAUUAAGGUGUAAUUUUAAAUUAAUUUUAUGACAUAUUUUAUUUAAUAUAUAAGUAUAAAUAUUUUUUUUUUUUUUAAAUAAAUAAACACCAUGUGUUGUGAUGUGCAUUUCAAAGAUACUUAGGUUUGCCAAAGCAAGUAUACUAAUUCACAAAAGGCUAUACUAAUUGUAUACUUAGAUUUUAAAUUUUAAAUUUUAAACAUACACAAAGAACCAUAUUAUAAAACGACAUGAAAAAAAAGACAUAAAAUAUAAUAAUAAUAAAUAGGAAUUGUGAUUGAUAUUCAAAUGUGCCGUAUGCUCUAAUUGAUACAAAGAAAAUAAAAAAUAAUUGUAAUAAUAUUAUAAAUAAAUUAUAUAAAAUAGAGAUGCGGUCAAGAAAAAAAAAUAGAAAAAAAAAUAUAUA
Aphidius gifuensis is the source of this 13228-nucleotide messenger RNA. RefSeq names its product protein PFC0760c-like. The record is from RefSeq and is a predicted model, not a curated record. The coding region runs from base 33 to 12164 and encodes 4043 amino acids. Lineage: Eukaryota; Metazoa; Arthropoda; Insecta; Hymenoptera; Braconidae. The transcript has 4 exons.